GCAGGUGGUAAAAUCCAGGGAAGAGUUCCCCAAGCAAACAAUGAGUGAGAGAAAGAUUCCAAAAUAUGAUUCUUGGACAACUCAGCAACUGAAAGAAAUGGCUGUUAAGGUGUUAAAUGAGUAUGUGGAAGAGGCCCCUUAUUGCCACAAACCAUACCCACAUGCUUACUAUUAUUUGGCACAAAUUUCUUUACUUGAGCAAAAACUAGCUGAAUUCAGGAAAUAUUAUGAACAAGGCCAGGAUGCAGAAGAAAAGAGACUUCCUUUUUUUGAACCAGUUUCCCUGCCAAUGAAAGAUCUCAUGACUCCUGUUUAUCAACUAUUUGUCAAUGUACAGAAACCAACUGGGUGUGGCAACAGGUCUUGCAUUCGGAAGGUCAAAGAAAGUGAGCUGAAGUCCUGUAGUCGAUGUAGGGAGCAAAAAUAUUGCAGCAAGUAAGUACAGUUGUACAGUUGUAUUACAUGUCAUUUCCUCACAAAAAGGGGCAUGAUGCUCAAACUGACAAAUCUUUGUAAUCUUUUAUUAAAGAAUCUCUAGUGGUGGGAAUGAGAUACCGUCAAACCCUCUUAAUACCAACACUGAGGGGGCCAUAGAAAGUGUCCAUACUAAUGCGGUGUCCGUAUUAAGCAGGUUGAAGUUAGAGAAAAUUUAAAGGCUAGGGACAAGGCAAAGAGUCUGUAAUAAUAAUUAUGGUGUCCAUAUUAAGCAGGUGUCUGUAAAGCGGGGUUCAACCAUACCAAUAAUGUCGUUGCCAUAAUAUGUAUUACAUUAAGCUGAAUAACACCUUUCGACUUGCAUACGUGUAGGUCUAUCCUACCCUAUAAAACCCCUUAGUCACUAAUCAUUUAUUUUCAUUAAAUACUUGUAUUCUUUUCACAAUUUUCAGAGAAUGCCAAAAAGCCGACUGGAAGAAUCAUAAAGCAGCUUGCAAAACAACCUUGUGAUGCUGUAGAAGUUUUCAAGUUAAAGGGCUAACUACCUGAAAUAUUUCUGUUGGUGAAGCAAAUGACAGAAAAGUCAGGCUCAUUAUUGUUUCUUUGAAAAAACUGUGGUUACCAGGGGUUUACCUAUCUCUAUUUUGCAGGGUGAACGAUGAUACUUUUUUUGGGCCGGAUGCUCUCCCUCCAUCUUGGACAUUGAAACUAACAGUCAGAGAGUUGGGGUGAACUGAUUUUAAGGGAGAGGUUUAUGAUGGGUUAAAAAUAGAGGAGUCUUUUUUUUUCUUUCAAGAUGGAGGCCACUAUAUCUUAGUACCUUUGAGUUUCCAUU
This is a messenger RNA of Porites evermanni, 1270 nucleotides long. The record is from the annotation of a GenBank genome assembly. Lineage: Eukaryota; Metazoa; Cnidaria; Anthozoa; Scleractinia; Poritidae.